Molecule: messenger RNA, 2206 nt
Organism: Varanus komodoensis (Komodo dragon)
Lineage: Eukaryota; Metazoa; Chordata; Lepidosauria; Squamata; Varanidae
Gene: UAP1
Product: UDP-N-acetylglucosamine pyrophosphorylase 1
Exons: 10
Coding region: 209-1741 (510 amino acids)
Biological process (GO): UDP-N-acetylglucosamine biosynthetic process
Molecular function (GO): UDP-N-acetylglucosamine diphosphorylase activity
Source: RefSeq, a predicted model, not a curated record
GGUGAGGCUGAGGGGGAGGGACUGGCCAGCAUAACCCUGGGUCCACCACACCGGCUCCCUCAGGCAUUGUGUGAAAUUGUGGGAUGCCAUUUAAAGUCUGUGUGUUUUUAAUCAACGUGUCUGUCGUCCUUAGUAAUAAUGCGGUGCUGCUUACUUUUCCCUUUAAGGUAUUUCAUGGUACUUCUCCUUGUGGUAUAAGCAAAAGGCGAUGGACAGGGAGCAGGAUGUCUGUGCGCUCCGGCGCCGCCUGGCUGAGGCUGGGCAGAGCCACCUGCUUCAGUUCUGGGAGGAGCUGAGUGAGCCGGAGCAGCAGGAGCUCUACAAGGAGUUGGACGCCAUGGACCUGGAGGAGCUGGGCCAGGCCUUCCAGAAGGCGAUGGUGGACAGUGGCCAUUUACCAGGGCAGGAGUACAUGGAUGCAAAGGUGGAGCCUGUGCCACGGGAGGUGCUGGGCAGUGCGACCCGGGACCGGACCCAGCUGCCCAUCUGGGAGGAGGAAGGUCUCCGACAGAUAUCUCAGAGCAAAGUAGCUGUUCUUCUUCUAGCUGGUGGACAAGGGACAAGGCUGGGCGUCUCAUACCCCAAAGGAAUGUAUGAUGUAGGCCUGCCAUCCCACAAAACCCUCUUCCAGAUCCAGGCAGAGCGCAUCUUGAAGCUGCAGCAGCUGGCCGAAAACCAGUAUAACCUCAAAUGUGUUAUUCCAUGGUACAUCAUGACAAGUGGCAGGACGAUGGAAAUGACCAAGGAUUUUUUCCUGAAGCACAAGUACUUUGGCUUAAAGAAGGAGAAUGUGAUCUUCUUUCAGCAGGGGAUGCUGCCUGCUCUGGACUUUGACGGCAAAAUCCUCCUGGAAGAAAAAGGCAAAGUCGCCAUGGCACCAGACGGCAACGGAGGUCUCUACCGAGCUUUGGGAGCGCAUCGUAUUUUGGAAGACAUGGAGCAGCGAGGCAUUGGAAGCAUCCACGUCUAUUGUGUCGACAAUAUUUUGGUAAAAGUGGCAGACCCGCGGUUCAUUGGUUUCUGCGUGCUGAAGGGCGCAGACUGUGGAGCAAAGGUGGUGGAAAAGACCAACCCCACGGAGCCGGUGGGCGUGGUGUGCCGCGUGGACGGCGUUUACAAGGUGGUGGAGUACAGUGAGAUCUCGCUGGCCACAGCGCAGAAGAGGAGCCACGACGGCCGGCUGCUCUUCAACGCCGGGAACAUUGCCAACCACUACUUCACAGUGGGGUUUCUGAAAGACGUCGUCACUGUCCAUGAGCCUCACCUGCAGCACCACAUUGCCCAGAAGAAAAUCCCGUACAUUGAUGUGGCUACGGGGAAGCCUCUGAAGCCGGACAAGCCGAAUGGGAUUAAGAUGGAGAAGUUUGUCUUUGACAUCUUCCAGUUUGCUAAGAUCUUUCUGGUCUACGAAGUGCUGCGAGAGGAUGAGUUCUCGCCUUUAAAGAACGCGGACAGCCAGAACGGCAAGGACAACCCCACCACCGCCCGGCACUCGCUGAUGUCCUUGCAUCACUGCUGGGUCCUCAACGCCGGUGGCCGCUUUGUGGAUGAGAACGGGACGUGCCUUCCUGCCAUUCCACGUCUGAAGGAUGCGAACGACCUUCCCAUUCAGUGUGAGAUCUCCCCUCUUGUCUCCUACGGUGGUGAAGGUCUGGAGGAGUUUGUGAAGGACAAACAGUUCCGUGCCCCUUUGAUUAUUGACAGAAGCGGGGUCCAUGAGUUGGUGAAGAAUGGCAUGUGAGAUCCCCAGGAAGAAAGAAUCAUCCUUUGGGUCCAGAUUUUCCUGUGAUUCUUGCUUGUUGGACUGUAAAUGUUCACACAGAGGUUUCUAAUAUCACUUAUGGGAGGAUUCACUCAAACGGAUUGGCUGCAAUAGGAAGGGAAGUGGUAUUUUUCUUCUAGGCAUCUUGGGGAUAUCUAUUUAUAUAACUUUUGAUUUUAAAAAAAGUUAAUACAUAAAAUAGCCGGAACACUGCAUUUUGUAUAAAAACCUAUGUUAUGCCUACAAAGGAUCUUUACGGUACAGGGUCGAGAGACUAAUCUGAAAUGGUAUUUUUCUCAAAUGUGUGUGACUUGAUUUUGAAAGGCAGAUUUGGGUUUUCUUUUACAGCCCAUGCUGUUAUUAAAGGUUGUGUCUUGCAGAGGUUGCACAAUUGAAAAGAGCAGGGAGGAAAUGACAUCUAAUUAAAUUAUUUCUCUCCCAGCA